UGUAAUGCUUUGGUCGUUUGGAGGUGAAAAGGUGUUUCGGAAGGAAGUGAAGACAUUGUUUUGGUCGGACGAGUGCUGUUUUCUAAACGUUUGGCAAUCGAGUGUAAGCGUACCAGUUUCAAGUGCGGGCCAAAGUUAUUCAGUCAAGUUGAUUUCAUUAACUCUACUCUUCUCCCAGUUGUUCGUAUACCGGCGUCUGUAACCGACGAGUUGCCAUCGUUGUUCAGGUUUUUCCACCAUCCUCGUUGCCUCCUCUCUUUCUUCAAGGAUUCUAUCAUGGCCGUCUCUGACCAUUCUGCAGGUGUACUGGUUGCCAGCCUGCUGCUCAUUCAUUCUCUAUUGUUAACUGACUGCAAUGGUCAGGCCGUCACUCUAACUGCUGGUGGUACGGGACAAACAUAUCCAUUCAACGUGGCAUUUGGUGAUGGACAACCUACAGCCAGUGUUACCGAUUACUUACCGUGGUGCGUUUUGGACAGUGAACGAAAAUCAUGGAUUCGACUAGAGAAGACUGAUGGUAGUCUAGUGUUGGCUAAGUUAGAGCACUCCGAAUUAACAGUGAUGCCCUCAGAACAUCCCAUACUGGACACGUCACACACUGGACUGUACCAUUGUAGAACAGUGGAUCGCAACUCAACACAAACAUAUCAACUCAACAUUGUAGCAAAGCAAAGUCGUACUACUGUCACUCCUACAACAAUGGUUUUCAACUACACUGAUCAGAGAUAUGAUAUACCAUGUAAUACUGUGGGUUCAUCAGGUAUGAGUGUAACUUGGACAUCCACUUUAGAUCUUAGAAAAAGAAUUGUGAACAGAUCAUCUCAAAAUGGACUGCUGGAAUAUGAGAACUCUACUUUCAGUUUUAUGGGAAAUGAUUCCAGCGUAAUGCUUACCGGAGAUAACCCAGCUGGUGUGAGGUUCAAUGUGACAUGCACUGCAGCAUACGAGACCAGUUUUAAUUGUAGAUUCGUAGAUACUUCUGGAGGUGCAAGGCAGCCAUCCCAGGAUGUACUGGACCGAUGUGUUGGAGCAGUCAAGCCUUUGUCAACAGCGUACUCCAUCAGCAUUCAAGCACCAAAAAAAUCAUCUCGAACUGACUCUGGAACGGCACCAAACAAAUCCUCUCGAACUGACUCUGGAACGGCACCAAAAAAAAUGAAAAAAGGAGUAGCAAUUGGAACAUCAGUAACAGUUGUAGUAGUAGUAGUAGUAGUAGGACUGGUAAUGGUAUUUCUAAAAUACCGAAAUACACCGAAUGGAAGAAGUGAAGGAACGAGGAUCAACAAGGCUAACUCUAGCCCUCAGCGUCACAGCCCGAGAUAUCAGAGUGAAGUCCCCUGCUAACGCUGCUGAACCAUCCAACCAGUGUGUUGCAUGAAGAGUGGAACCAAUUUAGUAUUUAAGACGUACACCAGGUUUGUACGCUAUUUUUCCUACGCAUGCAUUUUCCAACUAUCAGUGUAACUACAUUUUGUGCUGACCAUUUCUUAGUUUAUAUGGACAGCAGCCCUUCUCUCUUCAUACAAUUCCUCGAGAAUCACGUACUCUAUUGCUAAAAGUAGGUAUGUAAAACACAUGCAGAUGUUUGCUUUAAAUUUGUUCAUCCGAGAAAUUUUUCUCACGUUCAUAUCCAAUCGCUAUAUUAGGUGCUGUUUUAUCUAUGCAUGUCUGGUUUGCUUCAUUUCCAUUUAUGGCAAGCAAGGACAUUUAAGAAAGCUAUUUGAGAUUUUUGUAAAUAUUUUUGGUUCUUGUUUACUUACCUCCGUAUAAUGUUAUAGGGACUGGAGACUGUCAUUAAUGAAAACCGGAAUACAUGCCUCUCUGUGCGGUGUAACCCUUUGAUUAAUUUAGAGGAGAUUAAGGAUUUCUGUUAGGCUUUCUGUUUUCAUUGAGAGAUAUGUUGGUAAGGUAUUUCAUUUGCGAGAACAGAAAGUUUCUAUUUUAUUACACAGCUAGGCUUAGUUAUCUUGGAUGUACAUCCAAAAUUCAUUGCAGUAUGGUUAUUAUGUCCAGAACUCAAAAGAUGUGUAUUAACAUUAUUAUUUACAUCAUGAUAGCUAUAUUUCAUGUCCGAUGGCGGCCUAUCUUUUCGUUUUUCCUUCAUUACCUUGGCACAUGUUAUUGGGGCUGGAUAUCAUUUUCACUAAAUUUAGAGGAGAUAAAGAUUUUCUGUUAGGCUUUCUGUUUUCAUUGAGAGAUAUGUUGAUGAGGUAUUUGAUUUGCGAGAGCAAAAAGUUUAUAUUUCAUUACACAGCUAGGAUCAGUAAGUGAGAUUGUACUCUUUAUACCUUAAAUUAGGAUUCAUAAUCUUCAGUAUUUAUCCUGAAUUUGAUUGCAGUGUGCGUAUGGCGUGCAGAGCUCAAAGGACGUGUACCAUGAGAGUUCUAAUAUAUGUCCACUGA
This is a messenger RNA of Sycon ciliatum, 2402 nucleotides long. RefSeq lists its product as uncharacterized. The transcript is spliced from 7 exons. The record is from RefSeq and is a predicted model, not a curated record. Lineage: Eukaryota; Metazoa; Porifera; Calcarea; Leucosolenida; Sycettidae. Bases 277 to 1344 code for a protein of 355 amino acids.